Molecule: messenger RNA, 2352 nt
Organism: Peronospora farinosa
Lineage: Eukaryota; Oomycota; Peronosporomycetes; Peronosporales; Peronosporaceae
Source: the annotation of a GenBank genome assembly
AUGUCGUCGCGUAUCCGGGACGCGAUGCGGCGUUCGACGUCUUCUUCCGUUGCUACUUCAGCUGCUGCAAUGACACGUACCUUUCGGUUGGCUCGUCAAUCCGGCUGUUUAAACUUGUCGUCACGUGACUUCCACACGUUUCCUGACGAGAUUUUCUGCCUAUACGAACUCCUGGACGAAGACGAACAUAGUUGGGAGUGCGCCGUUCUUCGCAAAUUGGACCUGAGCUACAAUGAGAUUGCAGAGCUGCCAAGUCAAGUGGGGACGCUCAAGUAUCUUAUAAGCUUCAAGAUGCGCCACAACCAUCUGCACCAAUUGCCAUUGGCUUUGUGGAGCUUAGAGACGCUUACGAGUCUCGACCUCAGCAACAACAAGUUGGAAGGAUGUUUAUCGGAACAAUUGGGAAAGCUGUACAAGUUACGGGAGUUAGGACUAGAGGGCAACAUGUUGACAAAGUUGCCCGAUUCUAUCGGCGAGCUCGUUCACUUAGAGGUGUUACGGGUGGAGAAUAACCAGUUGAGGACGUUUCCUUCGACAAUUGGUCGUCUUCGUAAUCUAAAAACGUUGUCGGCGCAUUCGAACCAGAUCGCAGACCUGCCGCUGUCCUUUGGUUUACUUACGGGUCUGCUGACGCUGGAUAUGAGCAAGAACCGUUUAGUUACUAUGGGUGACGCUCUUCCUGAGCUUGUGUCGAUCAAGUAUAUUGAUCUGCGUCAGAACAAACUGGAAGUGUUCCCGACGCUGCCAAAGAACAACACGUGCUUGGAUCAGCUUUUUCUUGGUUUUAACAUGCUACGUGAAAUUCCAGAUGACAUCAUUUUGAAUGUGAUGGAGUCGAUCACGGUGCUCGAUGUGCGUGACAACAAGCUGCAGCAUUUGUCAGACAGGAUCCCUCAGUUAUACCGACUCAAGACACUCGAUGUCACCAACAAUGAUCUGCACGAUUUACCUGCAGGAUUAGGCUAUCUUAAACAUCUCGAUCAUCUGCUUGUUGAGGGCAAUCCAUUGCGCUCGAUUCGGCGAGAUAUAAUUUCUUCUGGUACAGAGCCACUCAAGAAAUACCUGCGAACCCGCGGCGGACCUCCUGUAGGAGUUGACGCCAUGGAGGAGGAGAUUGACGAGUUUACCAUCAGACAGCGAAACACGGAGCAAGAUGAGCCCAUGGCUGAUGAACCACCUCAUGAGGAUGAAUAUUUGUUCCGGAACGCUGCCGCAUCAGGCAAUUUGCAUCUGGUAGACAUGAAACUCAAGCGACUGCCCGACCAGCUUCAUUCCGCGGGAAAGUACAAUUUUGGAGAAACUCUGCUUCAGCUCGAUAUUUCCGAAAAUUGGCUGCUGGAGUUACCUGAAGCAAUUGGCGAUCUGAAAUCGCUGCAUUCACUCACUGCAGAGAAAUGUGGAUUGAAAUCGGUACAUCCUUCGAUCGCGAUGAUCCCGAGCCUGGAACAUUUGCGACUGAGCAAAAACUCGUUGACGACAGAUGCUAUAAAUGCUAUGCUCGUCGCGGGAAAUCGUUCCAGCAUAUGCUUAUCUCUGAAGGAGCUGGACCUCCGCAACAAUAAUUUGACGGAUAUCCCGCAGAAGCUUCAGUAUUUGGAAUUGAUGGAUACUCUUGUUCUUUCAUCCAACCGUCUUCGAGUGCUGGAUGGGUUUCCAUGGUCCACAAUGCGCCAGCUUUCUGUGCUAAGCGUUGCUAACAACCGCCUGGAGUCCUGCGGAACAGUUCACCAGGUGCCGAAGUUGACAUCGCUCUCUUUAGAGAACAAUGAGUUGCGACAGAUUCCUGUAGAACUUGCGCUCUGCGAUAACCUUCGUGCCCUCUACCUGGCUGGUAAUCCGCAGCGAGGAAUUCGUGCUUAUAUCUUGAGUCAGGGCACCGAAGCAGUCCUGAAGUUUUUGCGCAAUCGACUUUCUCCACAUGUAUUAGAGCCUGCCACUGGCAAUAAGCCACACAACUCUGUCAAAAAUGCAGCAAGUCCGAGAUGUGUACCCCAGUCUAACCAGAACACCGAUGGAACCAAGUCUCAACACAGAAAUUCUGUCUCGAACACGUUAGAGUCGAAGCAACUUCGUGUGGAUGCAUCUACUUCGCCGUCGGAGCCAUCGACCUCCGAGCUAUCAUCUUCAAAGCCGCCUCCUGCACUAGCACCUGUUGAAGGCACUGUUGCAGCUGCGCCUUCACUUGCCGAGGACGAAGUUCUAGUUGAGCUGAAUGCCAAAAUCCUCAAACUGGAACAACAGUUGGACGACUUUGCCGUAACAGCGGCUAAACGUUUUGCCUUGAAAAAAGACUUAGCCAUGACGCGAUCACUGAAGAUUCGUCAUUUGCGCAAGACCGGUCAGAAGCCCUAG